Messenger RNA from Scleropages formosus (Asian bonytongue), 6527 nucleotides. RefSeq lists its product as uncharacterized. The transcript has 10 exons. Gene Ontology annotation, molecular function: double-stranded RNA binding; tRNA binding; nucleotidyltransferase activity. Gene Ontology annotation, biological process: regulation of translational fidelity. The record is from RefSeq and is a predicted model, not a curated record. Gene Ontology annotation, cellular component: cytoplasm. Bases 1438 to 4281 code for a protein of 947 amino acids. Lineage: Eukaryota; Metazoa; Chordata; Actinopteri; Osteoglossiformes; Osteoglossidae.
AUGUUACAUUCCAUCAUAUGAAUUAAUGUACAUCAUAUGGCUGGCUGCAUAAAGAUUUAUCCCUUAUUCAACAGUUAAAAUCACAGAGUUAUUGAGCAUAAAUAUUUACACGUUAACACUUAAGGGAUCAUGGGAGAAGUGAGUCCGGAAGAGGUGAGUUUUAAGACCCUUCUUAAAUGCAGAGAGAGAUUCAGCAGUUCUGAGUGAGAGGGGCAGGUCAUUCCUCCAUUUCACAGCCAGAACUGAAAACCUUUGUGCUUUUGAUUUUGGACCUUUUGUGCAUGGGACUACCAAUCGGGCAGAGGUUGAGGAGCACAGUAGUCUGGUUGGGGAUGUAGCAAGUGAUCAGGUCUUGUAGAUAUAAAGUGUCAAUAAUGUUAAUAGGACAAAAAACAUUUUCAAAAGUUCAUAAAAAUUGUGCUGUUUGGAAAAUUGUGGACCAUGUGCUAUGAACUACGUUUGCUGUGUGGUGUAGUGCUAAUGUGAUUUAUGAUAUUCCUGAAUCUGUGCGAAGCAAAUUUAAUUUCUGCUCUACACCUGUACAUAGUGACUUUAAACCAAAACUUAAAUGGUGCAUUAAAACAUGCAGGUCCUAAAUUUUUUAAAGGCUUAAAAUUCUACUGCAGAACACAUUUCCUGUAACUAUUGCAGAAGUUGAAAGGCAAGUUCACAGAAGCAAUAAUGAAAUUCAACAACCACUUAACUUGUGGACAAAAUGCAAAGCAAUACUUUGAAGUACCUAGAUGAGCCUCCUGCUAGUUUAAGUCCAAAAAACCUACAAUUUAUUUUUUCCUUUGGUACUUUAAAUUGUAAAAUACAAUAUUCAUAAUGUCUAUUGCCUAAUACAUGAUAAUCAUGAAUAAUUUAAAAUAUUUGUUAGUAUCUGUUGACUUCAAUGAGAGCUUCAUCUGUGUAAUGGCUGGUUAGAGAAUGCAGUGAUGAAGACAAGCAUAAUAAAGGUGAGGGAAGUUGGCACAUGGAAUGGGGUAACAAUGUGUUGCCAAAGGACAAGGAAGCUCUUUAUUACAGGAAGUGUGCUGAAAUCCUCAGGCUUUCAAAUGCCUCAAGUCAAAUUGUUAAAUUCAGCAUCACGUUUUGCUUGGCCCACUUGACAUUUAUGCUAUGGUACUUUUGAGCAAAGUAUUUGCCCAGAAUGGCUUCAAGAAAAAUAAUAUAGAUGUGCCAAAUACUCCUAGUCAUUUUGGAUCAGCUAAGCAACAUGAUUUUCAUAAGAAUAAGAUAUUUUCUUCUGCUGUAUCAUGUCAAGUUUUCAAAUAAUGCUGCCAGGCAGACAAUGGUGGUAGGAGUGGGAUUUCAAUCCAUAGUACCAUUCUUUUUUGACUGGAAGUUGUUAAUUUGCCUCACCCUCAUGCAUAUGUAAUUAAGUUUUUUGACCAUCACUGAGCAAUUCUUAUUUGCUUACGUACCCUUGCAGCCAUGACCUUUAGGGGCUUUGCCUCAGUGUUCUACAGUGAGCCAGCGGUCCUGGGCAUGCUAGCCAAUGUGUUCAGCGCCUUCUACGUUGCUCUGCAAAACUUUGCCCACGUGUCAACCGGCACACCUGCGCUGGGCCUGGAAAACACCUUGGCAGGCAUUCACCUGAUUCUGAUUGGCGGACUGGUGCAGCUGGUUGCCGGGCUCUUGACCUUCCGCAAGUAUGACCACCUGGCUGGCACGACUUUUGUGGCUUUUUCAGCGCUGUGGGGAAGCUAUGGGGCCACUCGGUUGGUGUUGGGCUCCUGGGAAAUUAGCAAGUCCUCUGUUGUGCCCACCACUGUGACAGCACUGACUGACAAGGCCAGGCCAGAUGCCGUCACACCCGUGAUGCACACAACUGCUAUCCUGAAUCAUUUCACCACCACGCUGUUCAGUUCCAUUGACGCCACAGCCAAGGUAACCAUUGCCCUGGCUAAUGCUACCAUUGCCCCAACUGUCUCUGGGAACAUCUCAGUGCCUCAGCCACCACCUAUCGCAGAGUCUGCUGUGGCUGGCCUUGUGCCCUACAUCACAAUUGCCUUCAUAGUCACCUUCUGCUCUGCCACAGCCAACUAUGUAAUGCCGGUGGUGUUCGGUGCAAUCACUUUAACUCUAGUGAUGGAGGCAAUAGGCGUCCGAGUGGCUGGAGCCCUGGGGGCCUCUGGUUUCAUGCAGCUGGUGAUCACUGCCGUGGGUCUGUAUGGUGCGGCUGCGCUACUCCUGAAGGGCUUGUAUCAGCGCCAUGUCCUCCCCGGGUUUGGCAACGCACCCUUCGAUGUACUGCUGCUGGGUGCUGCCAUCAAGCAAUCCGAGCGGAAGCAGGUGAGGAAGGGCGGUGAGGAGGAGGAGGAAAAGAAGAAGAACAGCAAGUAUGCAGAGCCCUUCGCCCUGGGAAACAUGGCCGACACAGUGGCCGCCGCCGUGCUGGCCUUUCACAGCUUUGGCUACCCCGCCUCCUUCCAAGUGGGGGUUCUAUGGGUUACCAUCGAUGCAGCAGCCCUGCUACUGGCCAGCUACUAUGCCUGCCUGCGUGGUGAUAGUUUCUACUGCACCAAAUUUGGCCUGCACUGUGCCCUCUGGCUGGUGCUGGCCCUGGAAGAGUUUGUAGCCUCUGUGGGCUUCCCACGGUUGGCUCUGGGACUCGAGGAGGGUGCCUUGGGCCGACUGAGCCUGGUGGGCGGCUGGUUCUUCCUGCUGUCUUCUUUGCCGCCCUUCCUGCUGUCCCUGUGCCGUGACCGGGCUGAACUCCUGCACAACCUGAGCUUCACUUUCAUCACGAUAGCGGCGCUACCCCAGAUGCCCAGCCAUUCCCGGGGUGUCUUCCUGGGUUUGACCCUGUCCUUCUAUUCCGGCUUCAGCCUCUACAUGUCCUUUGUCAGCCUGGUCAACUCGAUUGCUGAGAAGUCCCUAAUUUCACGUGGCAGUCGGCUGCUCACUCCCGCCAAAUUGCAGGAGAUGCUGUUUGGACUGAAGCGCUGCCUCACACCCCACCCGGCCUCAGUCCCUCCUGCUCCAGAUAGCCCUGCACAGCUGUCCGCCCGCCUGCCAGAUGCCCUUUUCUACCUGUGCAAUGGACUGGCAGCCUGGGCAGCAAUUACUGGGUCCUCCGUUGGCCUGGCUCAAGGACUGCUAGCCUUGCCUGGGGUCCUGGUUCCUGGCACUGUUAUGCAGCUCUAUGUAGCCCGGCUGCAGGUACGAGGGGGGCGCAGAUUUGGACCCACAGUGCCCUUCUGUUAUGCAGCCAUCUGGGCCACAUGGGGCUUGCUGCGACUGGCAGGUCCUGCAAUGAAGGUCUCCGACCCCAUUCUGCAUGGUUUUGGCGCUGGAGCAGCAGCGUUUCUUGUCAUCAACUUCUUCAUCAUUAUAAUUGCGGCGUACAGCAACGUGAUCCUCCUGAUCCUCACUAUCACCAUGGAGGCCUUACUUGUCUGUUUCCUUCUCUUCACCCUGAACCGACCCACCUUGAAGCUGGAAGCUGGUCUCCUGGCAUACUUUGGCACUACGUGUCUGUACGGAGCAACUGCUGCGCUGACUAAUCAUGUCUUUGAGAAGAACCUGAUCCCCAUGGGUCCCAAGGUCAUCAAGUCGGCAAAGCCCAAAGCUGUGUGUGGUACCAGCCCCCCCUGCCCGUGCCCCACAUCGGAGAAGACGAGCGGCCUGCGUACCAUCGCGGCCGUCCUAGGGAGAGGGGGAGUGUGCGGCAUACCCUCCGAUACAGUCUACACAUUGGCUGCCUCCUGCAGACACCCUUCAGCCAUCCAACGCAUCUACAACAUCAAGGAGCGACCCCUUGAGAAACCAAUCUGCCUGACCAUCGCCAGCCUGAAACAGCUGGAGGCCGUGGAACCGCCCUUCAGCCCACUACUCUGGGAGUUCAUGCGGCACGUGUACCCCGGUGGCAUCGGUUGCAUUGUCCACAAGGGGCCAUGGCUACGCAAGCUAGGCGUGGGCGAGGCGUACGACUACGUGGGAACCAAGGAGAGCAUCAUGAUUCGGAUCUCGGACCUCACCGUCACCUCCCACCUGCUGAGCAUGACCGGACCCCUGGCCAUCACCUCGGCCAAUCCCAGCGGGGAGCCGGACAGCACGCAUCACGACAUGGUCGUUUCGCGCCUCGCAGACAAGCUGGAUGGCGUGCUGUGCGACGGGGACUCCACCGAGCUGGUGUCCUCCACCGUCGUCAUCUGCACCAAGAUUGACGAAGGGAAGCUGUCCUUCCUCAGGGAGGGCGCGGUACCGAAAGCCAAGGUACUGGAGAUCUUUGAGAAAGUCAAGAACAAGAUGGCCGCCACUCAAGAUGCCUGACGGGAAGGAGAGCCGAGAGAGACAGAGACCCAGGACCAACACACAGCUACGGGCAGAGUGGGACGUGGGACAUGGUCCAGGGCUCAGAAAACACACGUAGAGCAAUAGCACACCCAGAAACACAGAGAGAAAAAGUCAGGCAGAGACAUAUUGAGGGACACACACACACACACACACACACACACAAAAUUAGGGACUUAGACACACACUCAUUGAACGAUUAGAAACAAACAUGAAGAUAUAGAGAGAAAGAGACGCAGACACAAACGUGCACCGUUUCUCAGAAACGGUCGACAGAAAUAAACACUCACAUUUACAUUUACACACAGUUACUCAACACAGAGCGUCACGCAACCAGCGCUCCUGUACCGCGAAUGGCGACAUUCAGCGGACCGAGUGUCAAAGCGUUUCUAUACCAAGUUUACGAUCCUAUUUAACGUCAACUUUUUCAAAAAGUUAAUACUUCACGUUGCAUAAGCAGAUUUUUACAUAGCUUUCUAGAAGCCAGUUUCAAGUUAGCGUGCAAUUAGAUUUUUUUUUUUUUUUUUAAAAAUGGAAAUAAACCAAAUUAUUGCAGAAACAACUAUGGUGGACUGACUCUGCCGUGUCAUUUCCUUCCCGAAUUGUGCAACGGCAUUGCGCCACCAGCGGCGCAGCCUUUUUUUUUCCCCCCACACCUGUCUGUGAAACCAGCAACAAACCACAGGACGCCGGCGCUCUGCAGGCUCAAGUGCUUUACUGAAAAGUAAAAGCAAAGUCACAGAAAUCACACAUACAUAAAGAACCACAGUUCCAAAGCACAUACAGUCACUGUUAGCUACACCAAAUGCAAAAGAGGAACACUUUUCAUUUGAAAGUAUGAAACAGAAUCUAAAAGCGUUUCACUUAAAGGGCGUCCUGCAGCAGAGGAGAGGGAGGCCUACAAGAUAUGGCUUUAAUGGCGCUCUGCUUGGCACACAAAGACGGGCACACAAAGACCCAAACCUGGCACUAGGGUACACUGUCAGUACAGUUGACGGACCACAGAAACCUGUCGGACGGGGUUCGGGUCGGUACUUGGCCUCACCUGACACGCUUCAGUGAGAAAGUGGCCUCGGCCUGCACCCGCCCCCAGCGGAACGGCAGACAGGUCCUGGACAGGUUCCCGUGGCUCUGCGGUCCUUUGCAUCCCAGACGUUGAUGUUUCAACCAUAUGGAUAGGCGAUUAACAUCCAGUGAUAGCUGUACGUCACCUGGGCAAAGUAUUCCGCUGGGGGUUGGAUGUGGCAGGGCAGAGCCGGACUCACCUGCUCACCCCACUGUGGAUAUAGAGGCACUGGGGCGCAGACCCCAGUACGGUACAGUACAGUACAGCAUGAUUUCUCAAGGGCCACAGUAGCGGUAAGAACAACUGUGGGUGGACCCCUUUUCUAAUGCAUGAUGGGAUUUUCUCCCUCAGAUUAAAGGACUGCGUUCACCUGUCGCAACCUGGCGAGACUCCGCCCCCCUCCCCCCACAGCAAGGACGCAAUUGCCAUGGCAACAAAAUUACUGGCUUCCAGCACUAUUGUAAAGCAUCAAAUGUACAAGAUCACACAGAGGCUUUCUCUUGGUUGUGGACUGCGUGUUCCAGAGUGUGUGUGUGUGUGUGUGUGUGUGUGUGUGCGCGUGCGUGCGAGAGAAAACAAACACCUUUGCUCAACACAAUGAAACGCAAUCGGGAAUCCAGACUUCCGUGCCUUAAUAGAAGGCAUUGGUGAUAACAUUUUGUACCCAUGAACAAAUUCAUGAGAAUAGAGUGUAAACUGAGCUUGCUGUUUGUAGACCGACUGCAUGGGUUCCCAGCUGCCGCCUGACUCUGAGGAGGGAGCACAGUGUGUGCGGAGGUGCAUCACGCAGCUCGCUCUCUACUGCCCUCAGAACCCAUCUGGACUAGGGCGCAAAGACAGAACACUCUAGAUGAGAGUUUCUUGACCUGGCGUCCAUGGAUGAGCUUUGGGAGUACAAGAAUCGCACGCUUCCACUGAAAAGCCCACUUUCUAAGUGAAUAAAAGCCAAAAACAUCAACAUGCUACUAGUACCUAUAACAUAAUUCUAUGCAAAGGUAGUCAAGUUUUGGUUUUAUUUGUCCAGGUUAUUUAUGGACAUUCCUUAGCUUUCAUCAGAUUCUUAAAGGGGUUCAUGGCCUACAAAGGGUUGAGAACCUCUGCUCUACAGAGUAAAACUACCUUUACACGGAUGAAGCCAAGGACUUUCCCCCCCCCCCCC